CGGUUGCGCUUCAAUCUUCUCCAAAUUUUACUCGUGUCGUGUCGUUCUAAUACAUUUUCUGAAUCGAAUGCGGUCUUUGCAGUUUGGGGACACCAUCAAAAUGCUAAUCGGCAGUUUUAAAGCGAAUAAACUUUGAUAGCUAAAAACUCGGAUGUGGUGCUUUCUUGAUGUCUUGAUGUCGUCCAAGUUCCCUCACACUUGCAAUUUUUGUAUCCAGUAGAAGGCGGAAUUCGGUGUUUUGAGCAACCGGGGGAACCGCGCAAUUGGAGAACAGGAAAUUGCCGCCAUAUAGAAUAAUCAAAAUCCGAAAUCAAAAAAAUAGCGUGUCGGGCAGAUUUUCAAAAUCUCUCUGAUAUUGCAGCACACGAGGAUCCAUCAUCUCAAUCUCCGUCUCCAUUGCGCUUGUGGUCAUAACCUUAAAAAGCCACACGUGCAUUCGGUCCUCAUCAGUUGCCAUUGCUGGUAGAAGAGUGUAUAAGACAGAGGAAUAAGGCCAAAGGACAAUCAGCUGUUGCUGCGCGCGACGAACAGCGACGAUGGCAACAACAGCCGACCAGUUAAUGGCACCUGGCCUAACAACACCACCGACACAGUCGGUGCUGGCAACGAUGGCGGCCACUACAGCGGCAGGAACGAAUGGCGACACCUCCACAAAGGAGCGCCAACAGGAGCAGCAAGUGGAUCAGAACAACAAGUCGACCUCACCGAAACCAAAUGCUAUGCCCAGCCUAAAGAUAGCUAAAAUGAUGCCAAACAAUUCAAACAAGGAGAAACGUGUCUAUAAAAUUGUCCUAACAGGCGGUCCUUGUGGUGGUAAAACAACUGGACAAUCGAGACUCUGCACAUUCUUUGAGAAUCUGGGAUGGAAGGUUUUCCGCGUGCCUGAAACGGCCACUGUAUUACUCAGUGGUGGCGUUAAGUUCUCCGAUUUGACCGAAAAAGAGGACCCACCUACGCCUACCACCUAUGUUUAUAAAGAUCUGCCAUUUGCCGCACCGGAGCAUAGUCUCAUCGAUUUGACUGCAUCCUGUCCACGUUGCUUGGCCAAAGCUGCCUCCAAGCCAAAUGGCAGUGAAGCAUAUAAAUUUCAGGAGAAUCUGAUACGCACAAUGGUGCAAAUCGAGAAUACAUACUUUGAGCUGGGAGUUUCGAGUACAAGAAAUUGCCUUAUCAUCUGCGAUCGAGGCGUUAUGGAUGCCAGUGCAUAUAUAUCAAAGGACAAAUGGGAGAAAAUGAUGGCCGCCAAUAAGUGGAAUCCUGUUGAGAUGCGAGACAAUCGAUAUAAUCAAAUCUUGCAUUUGGUAUCGGCUGCUAACGGUGCCGAGGAUUUUUACUCUACAGAGGAUCACGCUUGUCGCUCCGAGGGCGUGGAUUUGGCUCGAGAAUUGGACUACAAAUCGGCUGCUGCCUGGGUUGGUCAUCCCUAUUUCGAUGUCAUUGAUAACUCAACCAACUUUGAGGCCAAAAUGAACCGAAUGAUUGAGUCCGUGUGCCAGAAAUUGGGCAUCGACAUUGGCGAUCGUUUGCAAGCCACAUCCAGAAAGCUCAAAUAUUUGGUUGCUGUUCUGCCGCCUGAUAGCGAAUUCCCACCGUUCCAGGACUUCGAUGUCGUGCAUCAUUAUCUACAAUCGGCUGGUCCCAAAGUCCAGGCACGUUUGCGUAAGCGUGGACAGAAGAAUCACUGGAGUUAUAUACACACCCAGCGCCGUCCCAAUGUCCAUGGUCAGGCCCGCAUCGAGGUGAAGACUCAGCUAACACAUCGCGAUUACAUGAAUCUGCUGGCCCAGCGCGAUGAUGCCCAUUUUACAAUUUACAAGAAACGGCGCUGCUUCCUAAUUAACAAUCAAUACUUCCAGCUGGAUAUCUACAAAGAGCCGGGUCAUCCACGCUGCAAAGGCCUUGUACUAUUAGAGACCUACUCAUCCUUAACUGGCGAUGCUCUUAAGAACUGCAUGCCGAAAUUUUUGAACAUAGUCAAGGAGGUAACCGGCGAUCCAGACUACUCCAUGUUCAAUCUAUCGUUGAAGGAGGACUGGAGCACGACCAAAAAGUUUUGCCGUACAGCGACACAUGACAAGGGCGCUACAAACGGAAUUUCGAAAACGCCAUUAGUUCUAAAUGGCCAGUAGAAUUCCAUUGCGAAUCUCUUUCUACAAUCCCCACCCACACCUACAUACACCUAAGCCCCACCAACACCACACACACACACAGACACACACACGCAAACAGCCACGCGUUUGAAGUGAGCAACAAAACUUAUGAUUUCGAUUUGGCAACCAAUUGUAAUAUUUGUUUAAGUAUACCAACUAGAAAGAAGAAAGGAAAACUUCUCUAGUGCCCUUAAGCCAAUAAAAGUUAAUGUGUAAAUUAUAAUUUAAAGCCUUCACAAUUGAUUCGGUCAAUAUUACAAAUUUAGUUAGUCAAUUGUGAAUGCUAAUACUGUGACACACUCAUAAAUGCACACACUCACACAUUGUUACUUAUUUCGAGUACUUAACUCCCAUCCUAUCCCCCGAUACUUAAGAUCUAGAUUUAUAUGUGUACUUAAUUUUUAACUAUUUUAUGUCAUAUUUGCUCGUGUUAAUUGCUAAGGAAGAAUGAGUAAACUAUACAUAUACAAUAUAUACAUACAUACAUACAUA
Drosophila willistoni is the source of this 2642-nucleotide messenger RNA. RefSeq names its product TRPL translocation defect protein 14 (gene Ttd14). The transcript has 12 exons. Bases 537 to 2129 code for a protein of 530 amino acids. Lineage: Eukaryota; Metazoa; Arthropoda; Insecta; Diptera; Drosophilidae. Gene Ontology annotation, molecular function: phosphatidic acid binding; phosphatidylinositol binding; GTP binding. The record is from RefSeq and is a predicted model, not a curated record. Gene Ontology annotation, biological process: photoreceptor cell maintenance.